This is a messenger RNA of Elgaria multicarinata webbii, 4031 nucleotides long. It is a transcript of the gene WASHC2C, whose product is annotated as WASH complex subunit 2C. The coding region runs from base 1 to 3726 and encodes 1241 amino acids. Gene Ontology annotation, biological process: chromatin organization. Gene Ontology annotation, cellular component: nucleus. The transcript is spliced from 29 exons. Lineage: Eukaryota; Metazoa; Chordata; Lepidosauria; Squamata; Anguidae. The record is from RefSeq and is a predicted model, not a curated record.
AUGUCUUCGGCUGCUUCGUUGUCCCCCUCGUCGUCGUCGGAAGCGGAGGCUCCGUCCGGCGCUGGGGCGGCGGCGGCGGCGGCGGCGCUGCUGUGGGAGCGGGCCUGGCCCCUUGAGGAAGUUCGCGCGGGAAGCCAAGGCUGGUCUUUGGCCGCCGACGCAGGGCUUUUGCGUUUUCUACAAGAGUUCUCCCAGCAAACAAUCUCCAGGACACAUGAAAUCAAGAAGCAACUGGACAGACUGGUCCAUGAAACAAAAAGCACAGAUUGCCGCCUGCACAAUGUCUUCAAUGGCUUCCUCAUGCUUUCCAAUACACAGUUUAUUGAAAAUAGAGUAUAUGAUGAUGAAGUCGAGGAACCCAUACCCAGAACUGACGUGGGAGAUAAACCAGAACAGGAGAAAACACGUGAAGAGAAAGAAGCUGAUUUGAUUCCCCAAAUCCAGGAAGCUGUGAAUUAUGGACUGCAGGUGCUGGACAGUGCCUUUGAACAGCUGGACAUUAAAGCGGGGAACUCAGAUUCUGAAGAAGAAAGUAAUGAAAGAGUAGAACUAAUACUGGAGCCUAAGGAUCUUUAUAUUGAUAGGCCCUUGCCAUAUUUAAUUGGCUCCCAACUUUUCAUGGAACAAGAUGAUGUUGGUCUUGGUGAUCUCUCCAGUGAAGAAGGUUCUGUAGACAGCGAUCAUGGCAGCAUGGUUAACAGUGAAGGAAAAGAAGAAGAGGAUUUGGAAGAAGAACUUGAGAAUGUAAGUGAGGAAGACCAGAAACAGAGAACAGUGUUAUUGAGUGAUGAAGAUGAUGACCUUUUUGGUGACUCUGAAAGAGGGGAAGAGGAAGACGAAGGUGACUUAGAAGAAAAUGCAAAGCUGAAAAAGAAAGGGCCCACAUCAUUUUCAGAUGAACUUGCAGCUCGUAUCAAGGGGGACGUCCUAUGUAAACGAGAAGAACAAUUGUCAGAUACGAAAAAUAAGAUGGUGGCUGACAAGGAAGAAGUUAGUGUUCCAUCCGAUGGUGAUGAGGAUAUCUUUAAUCCACCCAAGUUGACUGACGCAGAUUUCUCACCAUUUGAUUCUAAGGAAGGCCUCUUCAGUGGUGGGGCAGGACUCUUUGAUGAUGAAGAGAGUGAUCUUUUUGCUGAAUUGCCAAAAGAGGAAGAUGUGAUAGAAAGAGAAGCACGAGUCCCAAUCAAUGAUGAGCCAUCUUCAAAAGCUGUGAGGAAAGUUCCUGCUGGAGCAAUUUCUCUCUUUCCAGGUAGUAAUGAUGUGUUUAGCCCCUCCUCAUUUCUAAGGGAGAAAGAGGAUAAGCUGACGGAACCGAUCACAGAUAGCGUCCCCAAACUACAUAAAAGUCUUGGCCUCUUUGACGAUGAUGAUGAUUUUGAGUCAAAUAAGAAAAGCUCAAUUUCAGCCAAAUCUACAGCUGAUUUCUUUGAUGUUGAGGAGGAUCUAUUCAAGGAAAAGCAUGACCUUACAAAUGUUGUAAACAAUGUAGCUAAAGAAAAUAAAGAACUGAUAGCAGGAAACAAGAGACAGCCAUCUUCUGCUGAAAACAUCAAGCCUUUAAGUCGGACACCUUCAAAAGGCCAGAAGAGCCUGUUCUUUGAUGAGGAGGAUUCUGAAGAUUUGUUUUCUUCCAAUCAAUCCGUAAUAGCAAAGAACUCAUCUUUAUCUAGCAAAGUGACAACAAAAACAUCACUAUCUCUGUUUGAAGAUGAGGACGAAGAGGACCACUGGAAUAUCACGGAAGAGGUCAAACCUACCACUGAAUGCAGCCAAAAGGGAGGACCUGCAACGUCUACCUGUGCUGUGAGCCAUGCUAUUAAGAAGGGCCUCUUUGAGGAGGAAGGGGAUGAGGAUUUGUUUGCUAUCACUAAAGACAGUCAAAGAAAACCUCAAAAAGCUGCUCUCCUAUUUGAAGAUGAUGCUGUAAAUGGAGGCUUGCUCUUCGACUUUGAACCAUCCCAUCUCCUGUCUGGUGUCCAAGUAACAACAGUUUGCGAACCACAAGCAGACUUGGUGGAAGCACCUCAGAAGAAACUAGCGGAAGAGAAAGCAGGGCCUUUGGAUGAACCUGGUAUGCUACAUGGUUGCGGCCUUGGAAGAACAGAUGUAGCAGAGCAGCAAAGGAAUGAGGAACCCCUUAUGGAAAAAGAUACCAGGAGAAAAAUUAAAAGUGUAUACAGUUUGUUUGAAGAUGAAGAGAAAAAUGAAAAUGUGGAUGUUAGUAAGAGCACACAGAAAGAAAUAGGGAAGACCCCAGAGAAGAAUGUUUGUUCCAAGAGCACGGGCGUCUUUCAAGAUGAAGAACUUCUCUUCAGCAAAAAAAUGCAGAAAGACAAUGAUCCUGAUUUUGAUCUUUUUGCCAGUAACAAAAAUGGGGUUUCAACUCCCAGGAUAAAAUCAUCAUCUGAAGGAGAGCUGUUUGGCGAUGAGGAUGGGGAUGAGGAUGGCGGCCUCUUCAGAGCCUUGAAAGCAAAGCCCUUGGUAGCAGAAAAGAAAACAAUAAUAAAGAAGGGCAAUACCAGCUUUUUGAAAGUGGACAGUAAGGUUCUAGAGGGUCAUCAAAAUCUCAAACGAGAAGAAGAAGUGAGCUUGGAGGACCCUGAGAAAUCCACGGGCCCUGCUGCACGUAAACAUAAAGAACCCUCCUCUUGGAUUGGAAAAUUACAAGCAAAUUUGGAUAUUAACUCAGCGGUUUUGCUACCUAGCGAGACAUCUAGUGUGAAGCCGCCACCAAUAUAUCCAAAGAUUCCAUAUCAUGAGCCUCAUGGAAUACAGCAUACCCAAAAACCCUCUGCUGCAGGAAGCAGUGAAGAGACAGGAGUCAGCUUUGAUUAUCCCAUGCAAGCGGACACUUUACAAAAUGCCAACAAGGGCAGGAUCAAGGUGACUGGGAAACGAAGGCCCCCUACGAGAAAUGCCAGGCGGCUGGCUGCUCAGGAAUCCAACGAGAACGAAAUGAACAUUUCUGAAGAUCCAUCCCUGCCUCCCUUAAAGGAAAACUCUGCACCAGCAGCCAUAGUAUAUCCCUGCAAUAGAGAACUGUGUAAAAAAGAAAACACCGAAAAGGCAAAACCGCUUCUAUCGACCAACAGCAGUGAGACAGUUGGUAGCCCUGCCUCAAAAUCAACAACAGCCCACUCUGAUGCAGAUGAUCUCUUUGCGUCGAAUGGCCUUUUGGGCUUAAAGUCAAAAGCAGUGGAAACAAAGAGCCUUGUGAGCCAAGCCCCUAAAGAUGGGGCGCUGGAUGGUUCAAAGAGUGGAGACCACUUCCAACCUGGAAAAACUUCAAAAAAAACCAGCCCUGCCUCUUUUCUGGAGGACGAAGAGGAUCUCUUCGCCACUAGUAAAACAGCUGUGAAGAGGAAAGAUCCAAAACCCACUACUCAGCUAGGUCAGGACCCUCCGAUGCAAGAUAUUUUUGAGGAUGAUAUAUUUGCAAUAGAAGCCACUAAGCAGCCUAUCAAAGCAAAAGCGAUAGAAGCAAACCUGUUUGAUAUUGACAUAUUUGCGGAUCUCGCUGAAAAACCAAAAGAAAGGAGUGCCAAAAAGAAGAUGGAGGCUAAAUCCAUAUUUGAUGAGGACACAGAUGAUAUCUUCUCAUCUAGUAGUCAGUCUAAGACAUUGACCAAAAAGGCCCAGUCCUUUCAGACAACAUCAGGAACUAAAUCAGUAUUCAAAGCAUCAAGUACUUUUGAAGACCCACUGAAUGCAUUUGAAGGCCAAUGAAGAUGUCGUUACUGACCCAUCUAUAACACUUGUGUUGCCAAGUUCUAAUUCCUUUGCUUUCCAAUCAAAACAGCUGAUAUGACAAGGCUGUGAAUAUUCCUUGACCAUCUCCACACUCACAUGUCUAAACAUCCUUCCCUGCAUGGCAUCUAAAGAAACAAAAUGUUGUAAAACCAAUCUAAGCACUCUUUAGCAGUCCUGUUCCAAUUAGCUUGUCCAUUCCCUUGCUAAUAUAAUCUAUUGUACAGAGUAAAGAUUUUAUUAUCCGAACUACAAAAAUAAAUAAAUGAUAUUGAUAAAUGGCA